AUGUCUGAACCUUCUUUGGGAUUUUUGGAAGUAUGGCAAAGAAACGAGAAUAAUCAAGGAAAUAAAACACCUGAAUAUAACAUUGAACAUUCGACUACAUUACAUGGAAUAACUACUGAAGAACUGGGAAGUGGCGAUUCUAUCAAUGAGAGCAUUCUUUCUAAUGAUGAUUCCAGUUUUCCACAACAACAAGAACAACAGCAAGGUGGCGAAAAGAUCUCGAUUCUGAAAAUUUGUAAACAUAAAACAUUAAAGAUUGGAAGAAAUACCAAAGAGGUUGAUUUCCUUUUAAACGACCCAUCUGUUUCAUCAAUCCAUUGUAUCAUUUGGGCUAUCUUGUUUGAUGAGAAAAGUAUACCAAUGUGUUACAUCAAAGAUUUGUCAUUAAAUGGUACAUUCGUGAAUUCUAAAAGAUUGGAAAGAAACGUUGCUUACCUUUUAAAUGAUAAUGAUAUUAUUGAAUUGUCGUCUACAUUUAAUACUUUAUCAACUUCAAUGAUCAAUUUAUUCCAAGAAGAAGGGAAUCCCCAUUCUUAUUUCAAAUUUAAGUCUUUAAAUUUGGAAGAUAAAUGUUUUUUGAAAAAUGUUGAAAGAACUAUCUUCGAUGCUUUAAACAUCAAGAAAAUAAUUAAUAAAAAUUGGGAAAUUUCUCCAAAGAUCAUCGGGAAUGGUACUUUCGGUAAUGUCUUAGUAGCUUUCAAGAAAAAUUUGAAUGAUAAUAUAAAUUCAAAACCAACAGGAAAAAUCAUAUAUUCCCCAAGGAACUACGCUGUGAAAAUUGUUAAAUUAAAAAAAAAUAACGUUGAUAAAGAAGCUAAAAUACUGUUGAAACUAAACCAUCCAAACAUCAUUAAGAUUCAUUAUACAUUCUCCGACAUCAUUAAUGAUAACUUAUACCUUUUCCAAGAUUUGAUCCCUGGAGGAGAUUUGUUCUCAUAUUUAGCUAAAGGUGAUUGUCUAACUUCAAUAACAGAAACUGAAUCCUUAAUACUUGUCUAUCAAAUUUUAAAAGCUCUAAGUUAUCUACACAACCAAGGAAUUGUCCAUAGAGAUUUAAAAUUAGACAACAUUCUUUUAUGCUCACCAGAACCGUGUACAAGAAUUGUACUGGCUGAUUUUGGUAUUGCUAAAGAUAUCUCCAAAUUGAAAAGAAAUUCAAGAAUGAAUACUAUCGUGGGCACUCCAGAAUAUUGUGCUCCUGAAGUUGGGUUCAAAACACGGCAUCCUCACCCAAACUCAAAGUCACACCAUGAAUUAUUAUCAAGCUCAAGAUCUUUCCUUAAUCAAACAUGUUCAAGAGCAAAUACCAUUGAACAAUAUAAAAACGGUUAUACGUAUAAAUGUGAUCUAUGGUCAUUAGGCGUCGUCACACAUAUCAUGUUGACCGGUAUAUCACCAUUUUAUGGUGAUGGUACAGAAAACUCAAUAAUUCAAAAUGUCAGAAAUGGGAAAUUGGAUUUCAGUAUAAAACAUUGGGACCAUAUACAUGAAAAUGCAAAGGAUUUCGUUAGAAAUCUUUUGAAAAUUGACGCGAAUGAAAGAUUCGAUAGUUUUCAAAGUUUAAAUCAUUCUUGGAUAAGUAACCAUUCUGGUUAUUUGGAAAAGAUUUAUCAAAAGAAAAUAUUAUCUGUACUGCCAUUGCAAACAUUAAAAAAUAUGAGUUUAAAUGAACCGUUACCAUCGUCGAAUGAUUGGAAAAGGAAAUUACCAAAAAGCGUUAAUAUUGAAGCUAGAGAUCCUGAGAUGCAAUAA
Messenger RNA from Naumovozyma dairenensis CBS 421, 1752 nucleotides. It is a transcript of the gene MEK1, whose product is annotated as serine/threonine protein kinase MEK1. NCBI's taxonomy places the organism in Eukaryota, Fungi, Ascomycota, Saccharomycetes, Saccharomycetales, Saccharomycetaceae. Bases 1 to 1752 code for a protein of 583 amino acids. Gene Ontology annotation, biological process: protein phosphorylation. Gene Ontology annotation, molecular function: ATP binding; protein binding; protein kinase activity. The record is from RefSeq and is a predicted model, not a curated record. The transcript has a single exon.